AUUUUUUUUUUUUUAUGAAAAUUUUAACUUCAAAAUAAGUGCUAAGUAAGUGGUAAAUUGUGUUUUGUGGAGUUAUUUAUUUGGUAUUUCAUAUACUUAAUCGAUUUACCUGCAAAUGGUUCAUGCGGAAGUGCCUGUGUGCAAGACGUCGCUGUAGUUGCUGAACAAAAUUGUUUGAUGCGAUGUUGAGCUUAACGGCAUUAAAGCUUGCAGAAUUAAGGCAUGCUUAAACGCAUGGUAGAAUUGUACAAUAAAGGAAAUUCCAUAAUUCAAGGCAGCCUAAAGAAUUGGCAAAGGCGAUCGGCAAUCGUAAGCUCAAUAAAGCUUUAGAAUAGCAGAAGGGGCAUUUAUCGCUGCUGUAUUCACGCUUGACUAUGUCCUCGUUGGAGCGCGUACAGCUAGGAUCAUUUUUUGUAGUAAAAGCAAAAACUAGCACAAACCACAAUACAUACGGUGUUUUAAAGCCGGUAAAACCGGCCAUCAUUGAGCCAUCACUUGUUGAAAUUUAAUUUAUUUAUUACUCUUCUUCUUAAUACAACCCGAGCGACAACAAAUCAGCAAAAUGAAGAUGCACAGACUAUAUGCAUAUGUAUAUACUCAAGCGGAAGCUGAGGAGAAGGCCGAAUUGGAGCGCAUUCAAAAUGAGAGCGCACAGUACUCAUAUGGCUCAAAUAUCGAGGACAACAUAAACGACGGAGCUAUCCAACGCGAAGAGACACGUGAUGGUACUAAGGUUAAGGGCAUGUAUUCAUACCGCGAUGGUUAUGUCAUGCGUACCGUGUACUAUGAAGCCGAUGAAAAUGGUUACCGUGUGGUCAAGGAAGAUACCCAAGAGAUCGGCGAUGGACCACAGUUCGAUGAGAACGGCGAGGCCACCGUUGAGGGUUCCUUAAUACCCAAAUACUCCAUUCGUUUGGACAAAACUGACAAUGAGAAGCACUACAAGGAUGCGCGAUUCAGUUAAAUCGAACGCUUAGCAUUUAAUGCGUACGCUUUAUAAGCAUUUGAGUUAAGAAAACAGACUGAAACAAAAAUUAUGCUAAUAUUUCUAUCCUUGUUACAUAAAACAACAUGUUUUUUUUUUAUUAAUUACAACUUGAAUUUAAUGUGAUUUCGUCACAGUGAAGUUACAAAUAAAAACGAAAUGAAAAAUUUA
Messenger RNA from Bactrocera oleae (olive fruit fly), 1156 nucleotides. The record is from RefSeq and is a predicted model, not a curated record. Lineage: Eukaryota; Metazoa; Arthropoda; Insecta; Diptera; Tephritidae.